Messenger RNA from Monascus purpureus, 2402 nucleotides. The record is from the annotation of a GenBank genome assembly. Lineage: Eukaryota; Fungi; Ascomycota; Eurotiomycetes; Eurotiales; Aspergillaceae.
AGAUAACUAGUUAACUAACAAACUAACCUAACAAGUUAGUUCACUUUGUAUUAUCAACUGACUCAGCAAGACAGCCAGAUACUCGAGAUAAGGCGCUCAUUCCAGUCACCUAUUUCUGCACGGCCAGAACCGGUAUCGACAAUGGACAGCCCUCCGCAGCGUCUCAGGCGAGCUGCAAAUGCGUGUCAGAGGUGCCGAUCCCGCAAAGUAAAAUGCUCUGGAUCCCAUCCGUGCGAUAAAUGCCAGCACCGUAAUGUGGAGUGUGUUUUUGAAGACGACAAGAAGAUCCUGGUGUCAGAAGAGUUAUUCCAGUCGAUGAAACGGAGGCUGAGCGAGCUCGAAGCACAACCCCCGAUCAUUGACGGCGACAGCAGAAAGCGUGCGAGAUCAAGUCAUGAACAGAGCAUUGCCAGUACUAUUCAGGAGGGUCGAAGUCCAAAUACCCCCCGGGAACCGACGCCGGCCCAAACAAUCCACGCAUAUCAAACAGGCACCGUCACGGUGUUUGCAAAUAACGGUCGAGAUGAUGAUGACCGAUUUGUUUCGAACCCUCUUGUGUCGCCGUCUACGUAUGUGAAAAACGUAGGGCCCAGACAACGGACGUGGUUGCUUCUUGCUCCCACGUCAACCUGGUCUUUUAGCCGUCGCGUUCUCACUGCUAUCCGUGAGCGGGUGAGCCAGGAUAGUCCGAAGUCAGUCCCUGUCGCCCCGGACGGUGACGCGUAUCAGCUACAUUGGAGCCAUGCGAGCUCCGAGGAGCCUCCUGAUAUCAGUGGUCUACCCCCCAUAGACUAUGCGAUCUACAUGCUGAACACGGUCAAGUUUCAUCUCGGACAGCUGUAUCGUCUAUUCGACGAAGAGGAGUUCCUUCGCAAUCUCUACGAGUUUUACGACGAUGCCGCCGGAAAGGUCCAAGAAGCACGCUUGUGGUAUAUCCAAUAUCUGCUGAUCUUGGCCUUUGGGGAGGCGUUCUUGACACCGGUCAGGACAACCGGGAAUGAACAUGUCUGGUCCAGGUAUUUUACGAGAGCCAUGUCCAUGCUGCCGGACAUCACGGGUCUCUGGCAGGAUCCGGUUCUGGCGAUCGAGGUUCUGUCUUUGAUCGCGCUGUACUUUCACUCGGUAGAUAUGAGAGAUUCCGCAUACUGCUAUAUCGGACACGCAAUGCGCAUGGCUCUCGUGGAAGGCUACCACCGGGCCCUUCCGGUUGAGCAGCUGGGCGAGAAACUGGUCGAACGGGGAAGCAACAUCUGGUGGACCGUAUACAUUUUGGAUCGCAAGUUCUCAGCACUGAUCGGCUCUCCAAACUCCGUGAACGAUGAAGAUAUCACCGCUAUCCUGCGGGACCCGAGAACUUGUUCCCAGAGAACCGCGGCUCUGAGCCUCAAUGUCAAGAUAACACAGGUCACUUCUCGAGUUCUCAGUACGGUGUACAGCGUGGAUGGAACCCUUGGCGGAGAAUUCCUGAAGAGAGUGAGGUCUGUACUGCAUGAGGUCGCAGAUCUUUCGCGGGAGUUGCAGGACGUCUUUGCGCAUCGUUUCAAGAGCUCAGUGGAUGCUCUAUCCGGGGUCAUAACACGGCUGACUCUAUCUUGUCAUGCGUGCAUCAUUGUCACGGUCCGACCGCUCAUAUUGAGUCUAUUAUGGGAGAAAAUAAAUUGCUUUGAAGCCGGCGACACACCUAGAACCCUAUCUCCUCCAGUUCAGACUCUGAUGCAGUCCUGUAUCGACUCUGCAAGCAAGUCGCUGCGGAUUCUGAUAGCUCUACGAGACCAGAAUCUUCUCGAAACCUUCCUGCCGUUUGACCUAGAGAAUGCCUUCUCUGCAACUUUCAUCCUGGUCCUGCUAUCGAUCGUUCUCCCGGACUUACUUCUCGACCAGAGCUACAAGGACCUGGGCCUAAGCAUCCUGAACGAAAUGAUCUCCCGAGGCAACCGAGUAGCUCAGCUUCGAAAAUUAGAAGUCGAGCUCCUCGAGGAGUUUGCGCAGCCGCUGUAUGAACGCCACCCACGACGAGAGAUCCGACGACCAGACCCCCAUGAACAUGAAACUCAGGCGCAGCAUGUUGUCACUCCCACAAGCACGGAUGGUAGUAAUCUGGUUUCGACUGGGUUUCCGAACACUACUCGCGCGUAUAGUCUAGACGUAGAAGGUGCGGCGCACACCCUCGCUUCCGCGGCGGCAGUGCAAGCUACCACGCAGGAGGAUGACUUUAGCAUGUUUGACUGGAGGGACCUUGGGCUGUCAAUGAACCAUAUGCUAUCGGCUGCGGAUCAGUUGAAUGCGCAUAGUUUGGUGGACGCUGAUCCGGAUGGGAUCCGAGGAGAUCUUUGGCUUUGGAGCAGUAAAUGAGAUUAUGAUAUAGUUUUCAUAUUUCGCAAUUGAUGCAUACUGAUUUUUUU